AUGUCUGAUUAUGAAGAUGACAUGGAAAUUGACGUUGCCCCCAACGCGAGUGAUUCAAUGAUAUUUGGCUCCGAUGCUACGACUUCAAAGGGCAAACGGAGCGCAGCAAAUUUACCUGUGGAAGCAGAAGAUAGUCUUCCAUGGGUCGAAAAAUACCGUCCAGAUACUCUAGAAGAUGUCUCCGGCCAUCAAGACAUUCUUGCUACUAUAAACAAAUUCGUCGACACAAACAGACUUCCCCAUCUCCUCUUCUACGGCCCCCCCGGAACCGGUAAAACCUCCACCAUCCUCGCCCUCGCCCGUCGCAUCUACGGAUCCAAAAACAUGCGCCAAAUGGUCCUCGAACUCAACGCCUCAGACGAUCGUGGAAUCGAGGUCGUGCGCGAACAAAUCAAGACAUUCGCCUCGACCAAACAAAUCUUCGCCUCGAAAUCUUCCUCCACAUCACCCGGCGCAUACAAAUUGAUUAUUCUCGACGAAGCAGAUGCGAUGACUUCCACGGCACAGAUGGCGCUGAGACGAGUGAUGGAGAAAUAUACUGCCAAUACACGAUUUUGUGUGAUUGCGAAUUACACGCAUAAAUUGAGUCCGGCACUAUUAAGUAGAUGUACGAGAUUUCGAUUUAGUCCGUUGAAAGAGGCAGAUAUUCGAGUACUGGUUGACAAGGUGAUUGCGGAGGAGAACGUGCAAAUUAAUGCUGAGGCUACGGACGCACUGGUUAGACUGAGUAAGGGAGAUAUGAGACGGGCUUUGAAUGUUUUGCAAGCUUGUCAUGCUAGUAGCACUCCAAUCCAUAUCCAAGGCACACCCAAGAUCGAAGAAAAAGAUAUCGUUCGGGACCUCAUCACCGAAACUACUAUAUACGAUUGUAUCGCCUCUCCCCAUCCAGCCGACAUAUCCAAAAUCAUGAACACGAUUCUCAAAACCACCGAUGUUAAAUCCUGUUUACAAAUGAUCAAUGCGGUAAAAUCCACACAAGGACUCGCAUUAGCAGACAUCAUCACUGCACUCUCAGAAGAACUUACAAAACUGGAUGUCCCAGCAAGCGUCAUGAUAACUUGGCUGCAAGGAUUAGCGGAGGUCGAAUAUAGAUUGAGUGGCGGAGGAAGCGAAGUCAUACAGACGGGAGCAUUGGUCGGUGUGGUAAGGGAGGGCGCGGAACUUAUGAAAUAAUUAAUGAAUAUCAUUUGUAAUAUGAUUUUAUUGCAUCAUGGCUAUGGAGUUUGAUGAUUUAGGUGGAAUUCUGGGGGGUGAAUAAGGUGUCUAAAAUAAACUAACCUGGUGAACCUAAGGUUAACAAUAAUCAA
Botrytis deweyae is the source of this 1307-nucleotide messenger RNA. RefSeq lists its product as uncharacterized. Gene Ontology annotation, biological process: DNA repair; DNA-templated DNA replication. The record is from RefSeq and is a predicted model, not a curated record. Gene Ontology annotation, molecular function: DNA clamp loader activity; DNA binding; ATP hydrolysis activity. The coding region runs from base 1 to 1173 and encodes 390 amino acids. The transcript has 4 exons. Lineage: Eukaryota; Fungi; Ascomycota; Leotiomycetes; Helotiales; Sclerotiniaceae. Gene Ontology annotation, cellular component: Rad17 RFC-like complex; DNA replication factor C complex; Elg1 RFC-like complex.